CCUCUUUCUGACAUGGACCUGUUUCUGCCUAGCAGCCAACCAAUGCAUGGAAAGGAGGCUGUUCUGAAAAGCCACAUGUGCUGCCCAGAGAGGCCAGAUAGAGCUCCGGAGCUCCCCGACCACAGUCUCCACUGGCCAGAAAGCUUGAAGGGCGAAGAGCUAAAGAAGCAUGGCCGGGAAGGGACACUACUGAGUAAGUACAACCAGCAGUACCACAAGCUGUUCAAGGAUGUCCCUUUGGAGGAGAUGGUUCUCAAAGUGUGCUCCUGUGCCCUCCAGAGGGACUUCCUCCUCCACGGCCGCCUCUACAUCUCCCCCAACUGGCUGUGCUUCCACGCCAGCCUCUUCGGCAGGGAUGUGAAGGUGGCCAUUCCUGUGGUGUCCGUGCAAACCAUCAAGAAGCACAAGAUGGCCCGGCUCCUUCCCAACGGACUGGCCGUCACCACCAACACCAGCCAGAAGUACGUCUUCGUGUCGCUGCUCUCCCGGGACAGUGUGUACGACACGCUGCGGAGGGUCUGCACCCACCUACAGCCUUCCAGCAAGAAGAGUCUGAGUGUACGGAAAUUCCCACAGGAGCCCGAGUGCGAGUCUCUGGAAGUCCUCAUCCCCGAGAUGAAGUGGAGGAAGGUGUGCCCGGCCUCCCGCUCCCUGUCGCUCCCCGACAACAUCCCGCGAGCCUCGGCGGACGCCGCGGACGGCCGCUUCGCCUCCAGGAGCGCCCCCGGGUCUGAGGCCUCCAUCUUUGAGGGUGACGAGCGGCAGGAGGAGCCCAGGGGCGAGCAGGAGCCCAGGCUCUGGGAUUCCCGGCUUCUCAAGGUCGUCUUCAUCAUGAUCUGCCUGCUGGUAGUGUCGUCAUCGUACUUGGCAUUCCGGAUCUCCCGCCUGGAAGAGCAGCUGUGCUCCUUGAACUGGGCCGGGCCGGUGCCCGGGCACAGGUGA
Molecule: messenger RNA, 942 nt
Organism: Perognathus longimembris pacificus (Pacific pocket mouse)
Lineage: Eukaryota; Metazoa; Chordata; Mammalia; Rodentia; Heteromyidae
Gene: Gramd2a
Product: GRAM domain containing 2A
Exons: 10
Coding region: 13-942 (309 amino acids)
Biological process (GO): regulation of store-operated calcium entry
Cellular component (GO): organelle membrane contact site; endoplasmic reticulum membrane; extrinsic component of cytoplasmic side of plasma membrane
Molecular function (GO): phosphatidylinositol-4,5-bisphosphate binding
Source: RefSeq, a predicted model, not a curated record